This is a messenger RNA of Ictidomys tridecemlineatus (thirteen-lined ground squirrel), 2185 nucleotides long. RefSeq names its product fibronectin type III domain containing 10 (gene Fndc10). NCBI's taxonomy places the organism in Eukaryota, Metazoa, Chordata, Mammalia, Rodentia, Sciuridae. The record is from RefSeq and is a predicted model, not a curated record.
AUGCCCGACUGUGUCGACGUGCCCGUCUGUGUCGACAAGCCCGACUGUGUCAGCAAGCCCGUCUGUGUCAGCAUGCCCGACUGUGUCGACGUGCCCGACUGUGCGGCGUGCCGGACUGUGUCAGCAAGCCCAACUGUGUCAGCAAGCCCGACUGUGUCGACGUGCCCGACUGUGUCGACGUGCCCGACUAUCUACGCCAACUGCAAGGCUUUCUUGAAGUCCUGGCUGGAAGGGCCACCUGGUCGGGGGCGCCUGUGCUUCCGCAGCCCCGCACGCGGCUUCCGCUGCCAGGCGCCCAGCUGUGUGGCGCUCUCCUCGGCCGGCCGCUCGCUGCGCGCGAACGUCCUGCGCAACCGCAGCGUGCUGCUGCAGUGGCGCCUGGCGCCGGCCGAGGCGCGCCGCGUGCGCGCUUUCGCGCUCAACUGCUCGUGGCGCGGCACCUACAUGCGCUUCCCCUGCGAUCGCGUGCUGCUCGGCGCCUCCUGCCGCGACUACCUGCUGCCGGACGUGCACGACAGCGUGCACUACCGCCUGUGCCUGCAGCCGCUGCCGCUGCGCGCCGAACCCGCCUCCGCCGCCGCACCGGAGCCCGCCGAGUGCGUGGAGUUCACUGCCGAGCCGGCCGCCAUGCAGGAGAUCGUGGUGGCCAUGACGGCGGUGGGCGGCUCCAUCUGCGUCAUGCUUGUGGUCAUCUGCCUGCUGGUGGCCUACAUCACCGAGAACCUCAUGCACCCGCCUGUCAGGCGCCCCGGCCUGCGCAGGCAGGCCUGAAGCGCAAGGCGGUCUGCCCAUCUGGGCACAGCCUGCCCAAGUACGCCUGAGACCCCAGGCCCUACGUCUGCUCCCGUCCCUCCUCCUCAUUCCCGCUCCCUCUUUAAGAUCCCCACGGAGGGCCUGAUGGAGACGAAUAGGGAACCAGCCGGUCCACACAGGUAUCUUUGCAUCGUCACAAGACCUUCUCAGUCGGGCGUCUGCUUUCCAGACUCUGACUCCGAACUGGCCCUUGGGCCUGGGAUGGGGUGCCAGCUGCAUCCAGGUCUCUAGGCUUUCCAGAGGCCUUUACCAGGGGGCCCAGGACAUAUAGCCCCUUCCAGCAAGAGCCAGUGGCACCUGGGAUCAUCACCCUGAACCUCCAUCCUCUGCCAAGUCGUCGAAGACAGGCCAUGGUCAUUGCUUGGUCGCUUUGUGCUUUACAGGUUGGGGGAGUGGCCCCUUGGAGCCCGUGUUCCCCCCUGCCCUACCCCAAUGGGCUUAGGUUAGCUUUGUGCCUUAGUUCCUCAGGCCCACCGCAGGAGCCAGCCAUCACCCCACUGCUGUCCAGGGGGUCUGUGGCUCUGAGACUGGCUGGCUUUGCAUGCUUCUGGCCAGAGUCCCCCUGGGAACACCCCCUUCAAGCUUUGCGGAAGGCCUGGGGCAAGGGUAAUCAGGCCUCUUAGUGUCUUCUGUGGGUCUGACCAGCCAAGAGCCACGAUGUAGCCCAGCAGGCCAGGCCCAGCAUCGGGUUGCUGCGUCCAGGGGUGAGUGUCCUCUAGGUGCGGGAGGCUGGUGAUUCCCCAGGGCCAGGCCCCCUUUCCUUCUAUGUGUACUGCCUCUGGUUAGGACUUUCUGUGCGGAGUGAGGGCAGGUGGUUGGAAGGAUGGCAUUGGACCCCAAGGGCAGAAGGAGAGCUGCCAGCCUAGCCCAGCCGGAUCUGCCACAGUGGUCUGGAUCCUAAGCCUCAGUCAAUCCAGGAGACCUCAGUGGCCACAGUGUGACCAGCUGCAGUGUACUCCCAACUCUUUUCAUGAUUGGGGGUUGAGAGUCCAGGAUCUGACCCCCCCAGUAAUGCUGCCCAUCCACCCACCAUGGACAGAGGCUGGGCUUACCCACCUCCUGGCAGAUCUGAGCUCCUGGCUGAGGUCACUCAGCCACCUGGUGAUGUUGGCACCCAUGGGAGGGUGGCACUGCCUGGCUCUCCAUGAGCCCCUGGCUCUUAUCACCUGGACUUGACCCUUGCACCUCCUGGCCACUAUGGCUAAUUAUCUUCCUACCCCAGGGACCACCAGCAACCAUGGGCCCUGGCUGGUGCCCCUGCAGCACCCCACACCCUACCUCUGUCUACGCUCUGCCCACACCCCGCAUGGCGCUGGUCAGGUUCCAACCUGGCGCCAAUGUCUAAAUGUCCAUCAUUCUCAGACCAAAAAUA